Molecule: messenger RNA, 462 nt
Organism: Archocentrus centrarchus (flier cichlid)
Lineage: Eukaryota; Metazoa; Chordata; Actinopteri; Cichliformes; Cichlidae
Product: ATP synthase subunit g, mitochondrial-like
Exons: 3
Coding region: 52-363 (103 amino acids)
Biological process (GO): proton motive force-driven ATP synthesis
Molecular function (GO): proton transmembrane transporter activity
Source: RefSeq, a predicted model, not a curated record
GACCCGGAAGCUGAUUUUCUUCUUCUGGUGAUCUCCCGGCAAGUCCUCGCCAUGGCGCAGGCAGUUAGGAACGUUGUUGCAAAAGUUCCUGCUUUAGUCGGCGCCGCUGUCACAUACUCCAAACCCCGACUAGCGACCUUCUGGUACUACGCCCGAGUGGAACUGGUCCCACCGUCACCGGCUGAGGUUCCCAAAGCCAUCGAGGCCGCAAAAGGUCUGAUCAGGAGCUAUCAGACGGGACGCCUGGGCCAAACUACAGUGAAAGAUGCCAUCAGGAAUGGACUGGUGGCCACUGAGGUGCUGAUGUGGUUCUACAUUGGAGAGUGCAUUGGCAAAGGAGGCAUUGUUGGAUAUGAUGUCUAAAUAUUGAACUUUUCUUUCUCCUUUUGCUCUUUCAAUCGUAACAUUCUCAACAACCUGCACCAGUUUUUCCAAUUAAAUAGAUGUUUAUAUACUGGAGUA